Molecule: messenger RNA, 941 nt
Organism: Physella acuta
Lineage: Eukaryota; Metazoa; Mollusca; Gastropoda; Physidae
Molecular function (GO): protein binding
Source: RefSeq, a predicted model, not a curated record
GGCUUGGCGCUACUGACCAGUUACAAGAAGGUAAUUGGGUGUGGACAGACGGUACAAAGGCUGAUCUUACAUCAAUGUGGAACAGUAAAGAACCCAACAACCUCAAUGGGAAUGAACACUGCCUUGAAUCGCAUGGUCAUGGAAAGCUAAAUGAUAUGGAUUGUUCUACAUCGCUCUCUUUCAUUUGCAUGGAAGUUCAUGAAACAAGCCAGAAAUUUGAAACGACCCCAUCAACAACGAAAAAAAACCUAUCAACAUUUAAAACAACCCCAUCAACAACUAAAAUGACCCAAUCAACAAUUAAAAUGAUCCCAUCAACAUCUAAAAUGCCAUCAUCAACAAUUAAAAUGAUCUCAUCAACAAUUAAAAGGACUCCAUCAACAAAUGCAACAUCGACACUAACGGCAUCAGCAACUGCAGUCAUUAUAGAUGACAACGUGACAAAAGCUGAAAUGUUUUCUAAUUACACAUUCGACUCUACAUCACAAAAACCCACUGUGAUUGAUGAAAAGGAAUCUAAUGACAAAUUCAUACAACCUACAUUGGUUACAUUCACAGUCGGGUUAUCAAAACAGUUGGAUGUUCUGUUGCAUGAUGUCAUUGUUUAUAACAAAGUUGUAUCUAAUGUUGGAGACGACUAUAACAACAGUACUGGUGUUUUCAGAUGCAACAUGGCAGGUUUAUACUUUUUCCAAAUUUACGGCGUUGCUGGCGAAGGGAAAGAACUUAGUCUGUCUCUUGUUAAAAAUAAAAAGAAAGUUACUUCCCUGUACAGCAGUAGAAAUCAAGAGUUGUCUCUCGCUGCCAACUCCGCAGUGUUGCUGUUGGAGGCUGGUGAUGAGGUCUUUGUUGAAGCUUCCAACUGUGGUAGUCUGUACGGAGAGGAGCAUCACGUGAUCAACACUUUCUCUGGCUUCCUGCUGGACGCUUCCAUUGCCUAA